Molecule: messenger RNA, 750 nt
Organism: Dictyostelium purpureum
Lineage: Eukaryota; Evosea; Eumycetozoa; Dictyosteliales; Dictyosteliaceae
Product: uridine phosphorylase
Exons: 1
Coding region: 1-750 (249 amino acids)
Biological process (GO): uridine catabolic process
Cellular component (GO): cytosol
Molecular function (GO): uridine phosphorylase activity
Source: RefSeq, a predicted model, not a curated record
AUGACAGAAACAAUCAAAGUUACUCCAAUUUGUUUAUUACCAAUCGAUAAACUUCCAAAAGUUUGUGUUGUUGUAGGUGAUCCAAAUAGAGCCAAAUUAGUAUCAGAAAAAUUUUUCACCAAAUCAGAAUUAAUUUGUGCAGUCAGAGAAUAUCAUUGUUAUAAGGGUAUGUGGAAAGAUACAGAAAUGUUAGUUAUGAGCCAUGGUAUUGGUGGCGGUGGUGCAUCAGUUUGUUUCGAAGAGCUCAUCCAAGCAGGUAUCACAACUAUUAUUCGUGCCGGUACUGCUGGUAGUUUCGAUCCACGUUAUCGUGAAGGUAGUUUAGUCAUUGCUACUGGUGCCGUUAGAAGUGAUGGUGUUUCUGAAGGUUUAGUUCCAUUAGGUUAUCCAGCUCUUUCUGAUCACGAAGUCGUUGCCGCUUUAAUCGAAUCUGCCAAAGCCACACAAACCGUCAACUAUGGUGUUGGUAUUAUCACUACCGUUGGUCACUUUUUCGAUGGCCCACUCGGUAAUCAUAAUAAAUUAUGGGCUCGUUCAAAGGUUUUAGCUAUUGAAAUGGAAGCCUCCGUUUUAUUCAUUGUUGCUUCUCUCAGAGGAAUCAGAGCUGGUGCUUGUGUAAACAUUGAUAAUUAUAUUUUCGAAAGAGAAAUCUCAGAAAAAUACGAACCAAAUAGAGAAGUUGUCCACCAAGGUACUUUCAAGAUGUUAGAAGUUGCUUUAGAUUCCGCCAAAAAAUUAUCUUCAUCAUAA